Eremomyces bilateralis CBS 781.70 is the source of this 678-nucleotide messenger RNA. RefSeq names its product vacuolar-sorting protein-like protein snf7. The transcript is spliced from 4 exons. Bases 1 to 678 code for a protein of 225 amino acids. Gene Ontology annotation, biological process: late endosome to vacuole transport via multivesicular body sorting pathway; vesicle budding from membrane. The record is from RefSeq and is a predicted model, not a curated record. Lineage: Eukaryota; Fungi; Ascomycota; Dothideomycetes; Eremomycetales; Eremomycetaceae. Gene Ontology annotation, cellular component: multivesicular body; cytoplasmic side of plasma membrane; ESCRT III complex.
AUGGCCAGCUGGGGCAUGGGCUGGUUCGGCGGCGGUGGGAAGAAGAAAGAUGGUGCCAAAGACGCGAUUCUCGGGUUGCGAUCACAGCUGGAAAUGCUGUCGAAGCGGGAGAAGCAUCUACAGACCCAGAUUGAUGAGCAGGAGCAGAUAGCGAGGAAAUACGUCAACUCGAAUAAGAACUUGGCGAAGGCGGCACUGCGGAAGAAGAAGCAAUGGGACACGGCGCUGGAACAGACCCAGUCGCAGGUGAUGACUCUUGAGCAGCAGAUCUAUUCGAUCGAGUCGGCAAAUAUCAAUAAGGAAACGCUGGCAGCCAUGCAGAAAGCCGGCGUCGCAAUGAAAGGCAUCCACGGCGACCUGACCGUAGAUAAGGUAGAUCAACUCAUGGAAACCCUCCGCGACCAACACGCCAUCGCCGAAGAAAUUGGCGAUGCCAUCACGCAAGGCGCCGGCCAGCAGAUCGACAACGACGAGCUGGAGGGCGAGCUGGAGGCGUUACAGCAGGAGGAAUUGGAUAAUAAGAUGUUGAGGACCGGGCCGGUUCCCGUUGGUGACGAAGUGUCCAGAUUACCCGCGGUCGCGACCGGAGAAAGUAAGUCGAAAGCCACCCGCAUCGGAUCGGAGGAGGAAGAUGAAGAGGCAGAGCUGCGGAAAUUACAGGAGGAGAUGGCCAUGUGA